AAUAUCAAAUUACUUGUAAUGAGCUUGUUGUGUCGUGCAUUAAAGGAAGAAAGAAGAUGAGAUAUCUACCUAUAUUGAUAUCGUCUCUCCUCAUACUUAAGUAUAAAAUAAAUGGACUGGGUGAGAAACAAUUGGAGCAGGAGCAUCUACCCAGUUUUGAAGUUCACGAGGGUAUAAGUGCAAAAUAACCCAACAGGAUUAAAUAGAUACCCCUAAUCGAGGGUAUAAAUCGCCACCUAAUCGAUCCGUGUGCCUUCGCCGCAACGUUUCUCCACGCUUCGAUUACCGUAGCCAUUCUCACAUCACAGCCGUCCUUUCUUCUGGUGUCCUCAUGUGCCCUCCUUUUUAUUUUCCGUCGAUUUUCUGUAAAUCCUUCGCGUUCUUUCCUCUCCACUUGUCUCCCCAUCAAUCCGAUCUCGAUCCUUCUUCCGUUCCUCAAUCGAUCUUCGCCAUGGCUACUGCUGCCGUCGAAGACGAGAAGGCGUACCCCGAGAUGAUCAUGGCGGCGAUCACGGCGCUAGGCGACGCUGAUAAGUCAGCCAUCUUAGACCACAUCGACUCCAACCGACGCGACCUUCCGCCGGACCACGCGUCGCUCCUCGCGACGCACCUCGACCGCCUGACGGAGAGCGGCGAGCUGUUGCUCGUCGCCGACAAGUACUCGAAGCCCGGGGGCGCGCAGUCGCAGGCGCCCGCCAAGCGCGGCCGCGGCCGGCCUCCGAAGCCGAAGCCGGAGGUGCCGUCCGGCUCCGAGCUCCCUUCGCCUCGGCCGCGGGGGCGGCCGCCGAAGCCCAAGGAUCCGCUGGAGGCUGCGGUGGCCAAGGCGGCCGCUGGGUUCCCUCGUGCCCGCGGGCGUCCGCCGAAGGCCGAAAAGGCUGUGGGGUCGACGGUGGGCGGUGCGGUGGUGGUCGGGGUGAAGAGAGGGCGCGGGCGGCCGCCGAAGGUGAAGCCCGCGCUCGUGGCGGAAGCGGUGUAAGCCGUCAAGCUUGUGGACUGUGAUCGUUUAAUUGUGUUGGUCGUAGCGACAAACGUUGACUUUGGAACCUUCUUGUACACUAAAUUAUGACGAUCAUUGUUAUAUUGAUGACGACGGCUUCCUAGCCGCUAAGGCCAGAUGGUGAAUUUGUGGAGAAACUUGAUUUGAUCCAAAAUCUCUUUUCUUCUGUGGUUUC
Molecule: messenger RNA, 1172 nt
Organism: Zingiber officinale
Lineage: Eukaryota; Viridiplantae; Streptophyta; Magnoliopsida; Zingiberales; Zingiberaceae
Product: HMG-Y-related protein A-like
Exons: 2
Coding region: 332-976 (214 amino acids)
Biological process (GO): nucleosome assembly; negative regulation of DNA recombination; regulation of DNA-templated transcription
Cellular component (GO): nucleolus; nucleus; chromatin
Molecular function (GO): nucleosomal DNA binding; double-stranded DNA binding
Source: RefSeq, a predicted model, not a curated record